UAUUAAACUCAGUCUGAUUAAAUUCUUUCCACCUAAUAUAUAUAUAUAUAAGAAAAUAUCGACAGCAAAUAUUUUAUAUAUAUAUACCAACAAUUAUUGUCUCCCAGAGUCACAGAAGUCCACCUUCAGGAUUCAGUUUCUGGCAUACUCUCUUGAACUAUACGCCAUGAAUGGGCACAGAGACGAAAAUUCUUGCUGCUAUUUCCAUCCUAAACAGGUACUUGUGGGGGUCUGUCCUCUAUGCUUAAAUGAGAGACUCCUUGUAUUGGCUGCAAAGCAAGGUCAGCUUCCAUCAACUCUUAGACCUCAAUCCUUCACUACUCAUGCCAGGAAGCCUUCCAUCAGCUUCCCUAAGAUCUUUGCUUUUGAUUCUCUUCUCAACCGCCUCGAAUUCCGCCAUGGGAAGUCUUCUCAUAAAUCUGAUGCUUCCACUAGUCAAGAAGAGUCCUUCAUAUCAAUAAAGUUUGAAGACAAUGGAGCAGCCUUAUGGGAAAAGGGCACUGUCUCUAAUAAGGUAACUGUGAAGCAAUGCACCAACUCUGGGAACCAUAAUCUGAAUAAUCAAAACAAGGAUUUUAAACAACCCGAAGACACUAUGGAGACAAUAAGCGAGAUGCAUAAUACAAAACCGCGUUCAUUGAUGAGGUGGCGAAAGCGAAUUGGCCAUGUAUUUCAAGUCAUCAGAUGGAAGAGUUCCAAAAGAAGAAACGACGUGGGCCAUGUAAGCACCGAGGUUGAGGGAGUCAAGGAGAGAAAGAGCUGGAUAAGGACUCUGACAAAGAGAAGAACCUAAGAAUAAAAAAGAGAAGACAAGAAUUUGCAUAGUGUGGGUUGAGCCUCCUUUCUGAACCUUAAAGCUCUCAACUAUUGAGAUAAAAAAAAUUUCAAAAUCCUCAACUUUGUAUUAUAUGAAUAGCUCUUUUUUCAUGUUCAUAAAAAAUAGCAUAAAGAUUAUUUUGAUAUAACUAUUAUCUUAUUGGGCAAUAAUUUUCAGUUUGAUGACCGUUGGAUUUUUUCAUCCCAUUUCGUGGCCGGGCCGAUAGUAGCCCACAAUCAGCAGGCUCCUAAAAACCCCAAAUAAGUCAGUCCCAACCCGUUCAUUCUCCUGAUCGGACUCCUAUUUAAGUCACCCAAUUAGACCGGUCCGGCCCAUUUCAGUCUUAAAGGCAGCCCUUUUCUAGGUUCUGGUCCUUUUCCCUCAAACCCGGUCACAAGAAAAAAAGACUGCAGGUCCAGUCAUUUCGCAGCCUUGUCCAUUCGCGCGUCGAAGGGAAUUAAAUGCUUGCCUGACACAGAAAGGGUCAUGGAGUUAUUCGUACGCACGGACCUGCACCAAGGGGUAGGUGGUUCUAUAGCGGAAAGGCCAUGUCGCGUGUGAGGGAGAAGAAAGAGUAUAAAAGGGAGAAAACACUCUCCUCUAGACCUAAACUUUUUGCUAAGUUCACAGAUCUCUUGUAAAACCCUAUUUUAUGGAUCUCAGAUUAUUACGGUUUAGAGAUUAAAAAAAUAUUUAUUUAUUUAAUAUUUAUCAGAAGCGUCAGUAACUUCUAAAACAGCUAAUAGCUAUUACGUUAAGAAAAUUAAUAUAGAAAAUAGCAAAGUUGCAUGUGAGGUGCACAUUUAAAGCAGGAAACAAUGCAGCAGACAGGGGCCCUAAUGCAUGUGUUGGAACUUGUCAUAUAGUUGCGUUGUAGGUGGGUACAUAAAUAUAGGUUGUUCCUUGUAUGUCGAUAAUGUUUGUUUGAUGAAUAAGAGAAAAGGGUUCAUUUUCAUUGUCA
This is a messenger RNA of Manihot esculenta (cassava), 1778 nucleotides long. RefSeq lists its product as uncharacterized. The transcript is spliced from 2 exons. The record is from RefSeq and is a predicted model, not a curated record. Bases 167 to 793 code for a protein of 208 amino acids. NCBI's taxonomy places the organism in Eukaryota, Viridiplantae, Streptophyta, Magnoliopsida, Malpighiales, Euphorbiaceae.